This is a messenger RNA of Ochotona princeps (American pika), 1031 nucleotides long. RefSeq names its product nudix hydrolase 14 (gene NUDT14). Gene Ontology annotation, molecular function: UDP-sugar diphosphatase activity; metal ion binding. NCBI's taxonomy places the organism in Eukaryota, Metazoa, Chordata, Mammalia, Lagomorpha, Ochotonidae. The record is from RefSeq and is a predicted model, not a curated record. Gene Ontology annotation, biological process: ribose phosphate metabolic process; nucleoside phosphate metabolic process.
UCCCGUUGCAGCCCGCGCACCUGCCGCGCCCCGGGCGCAUUGGGCAUGCUCCAACGCUUUCUGCGCCGCCCCAGCCUGCCCCGCGCGCCGCCAUGGAGCGCAUCGAGGGCGCAGUAGUGGGUCCCUGCGCCUCCUCGCCCUACCUGCAGCCGCUCAGGCUGCACUACGGCCAGGGCACCCCCAAGUCCUGGGACUUCAUGAAGACCCAUGACAGUGUGACCGUGCUGCUGUUCAACUCUUCCCAGAGGAGCCUGGUGCUGGUCAGGCAGUUCCAGCCAGUUGUGUAUGCAGGUUCCCACUUCCCGGGAACCCUGGCCGUGGUGAGGCAGAACGGGCCCCAGGAGCUGCAGCCUGCUCUGCCCGGUGCAGCGGGGGUACAGCCGGGACUCUCGCUGGAGGAAGUGGCUUGCAAGGAGGUGUGGGAGGAGUGUGGCUACCGCCUAGCUCCCUCUGACCUCCACAGGGUCACCACAACCAGGUCUGGCGUGGGGCUGAUGGGCUCUUGUCAGACCGUGUUCUACGCUGAAGUGACCGACGCCCAGCAUAGUGGCCCAGGUGGGGGCCGGCCCGAGGAGGGUGAGCUCAUCGAGGUUAUGCACCUGCCCCUGGCCGGAGCCCAGGCCUUCGAGGACAGUGGGGACAGCCCCAAGACGGGCAUCUCCUGGUUCUUCAGCCACGUGGCUCCCACCUGCGUACCCGUGGCCUCGACCUCCACAGCCGCGGACCCGGAGAGCUCCAGCCGGGCCGUGCCUAGCGGAAGGCGGCGCAGGGGCGCGUGGCUCAGCGCCGGCGCCAGAGAGGAACGGCGCCCCCUGCAGCCGGCGCGAGGAGGGGGCGCGCGAGGGUGCGGUGCCGCGCGUGGGGCCGACCCGGCGCGCGAAGGGAGGGCGCCGCUGCACCGCUGCCCGACCCCGACCCCCGGCAGGAGCCCGGGUCCGAGCCGCCUCGCCGGGCGCGCGGGAGAGCACACCGCCAACCCCGCGCCCUCCACCACCAGGGCGCUGCCGGGCGGCGCCCUCCGCCGCCUUUAA